AUGAAGAUCUGCUCACUACUCAGUUUUGGGGUCCUGCUUGCCUCCGUUGGCGGGAUGCCACCAAUCAGCCGCGACUACAACACCCGCUGCCGCUGCCUCCGGGCAGAGAGCAGGAUCAUCCCGCCGGACAGCCUGCGGAGCAUUAAGGUGGUCCCUGAAGGUUCACACUGCACGCACACGGAGAUCAUAGCCAUCCUGGUGAGUGGUGAGCAGGUCUGCCUGGACUCGCAGUCGUCCUGGGUGAAGAAGCUAGUCCACUUUGUCCUCGAGAAGCAGCCUCGAAAGCGUUCUGGUGCAAAUUCACGGAGACCGGCAUGA
Messenger RNA from Nerophis lumbriciformis (worm pipefish), 318 nucleotides. Lineage: Eukaryota; Metazoa; Chordata; Actinopteri; Syngnathiformes; Syngnathidae. The record is from RefSeq and is a predicted model, not a curated record.